This is a messenger RNA of Beta vulgaris subsp. vulgaris (sugar beet), 1584 nucleotides long. RefSeq lists its product as uncharacterized. Gene Ontology annotation, molecular function: transmembrane transporter activity. The record is from RefSeq and is a predicted model, not a curated record. Lineage: Eukaryota; Viridiplantae; Streptophyta; Magnoliopsida; Caryophyllales; Amaranthaceae. Gene Ontology annotation, cellular component: membrane. Bases 1 to 1584 code for a protein of 527 amino acids. The transcript is spliced from 3 exons. Gene Ontology annotation, biological process: transmembrane transport.
AUGAGAUCAGAGACACUAACAAUGGUGCUGGUAAACUUAGCAGGAAUAAUGGAGCGAGCAGAUGAGUCAUUGCUUCCUGGAGUUUACAAAGAGGUUGGUGCAGCCCUUCAUACAGACCCUACUGGGCUUGGCUCAUUGACCCUGUUUAGAUCCAUUGUUCAAUCCUUAUGUUAUCCACUUGCCGCUUACCUUGCUGUCCGCCAUAACCGGGCCCAUAUCAUUGCUCUUGGCGCUUUUCUUUGGUCUGCUGCCACUUUCCUCGUCGCCUUCUCCUCCACCUUCUUCCAGGUUGCAGUAUCAAGGGCAUUGAAUGGUAUUGGACUUGCUAUAGUAAUACCUGCAGUACAAUCCCUCGUCGCAGACUCCACUGACGACAGCAACCGUGGCACAGCAUUUGGGUGGUUACAGCUCACAGGAGGCCUAGGCUCAAUUCUCGGAAACCUCUGCUCCGUCUUAAUAGCCUCAACAUCGUUCAUGGGAAUUCCUGGUUGGAGGCUUGCUUUCCAUUUGGUUGGCAUAGUCAGUGUCAUAGUUGGCAUUCUGGUGGGUCUCUUUGCAAAUGAUCCCCGCUUUGACAAUGAAUCUGAAAUGAACAUUAUAGAUGAGGAUACACAGAUGUCUUUUUGUCUAGAAAUGAAGGAGGUUUUACAAGAAGCAAAAUCAGUUGUCAGAGUUCCUUCUUUUCAGAUACUUAUUGCUCAGGGUGUGUCUGGUUCUUUUCCAUGGUCAGCAUUUUCAUUUCUACCUAUGUGGUUGGAGCUUACCGGCUUCUCUCAUAAGACUACCGCGUUACUUAUAACUAUAUUCGCGAUUACUUGUUCUAUGGGAGCUUUAUUUGGAGGUAAAAUGGGUGAUAUUCUUUCAAGGCAUUUGUCUAACUCCGGAAGAAUUAUUCUGUCUCAGAUCAGUGCUGGUUCUGCUGUCCCACUAGCAGCUAUACUAUUGUUGGGAUUACCUGAUGCACCUUCCUCCGCCUUCUUGCAUGGUUUAGUUUUCUUUAUUAUGGGACUCAUAAUCAACUGGAAUGUAGCUGCCACCAACAACCCUAUAUUUGCAGAAAUAGUACCUGAGAAACAUCGAACAAGCAUAUAUGCAUUGGAUUGCUCUUUCGAGUCUACACUAGCGUCAUUUGCUCCUGCGAUAGUAGGAAUCCUAGCUCAGCAUGUUUAUGGAUAUAAGCCAGCCGAAGCAGGAUCAUCAGAUGUUGCAGCAAUUCAAACAGACAGAGAAAAUGCUGCAUCACUUGCUAAGGCUCUGUAUACAGCCAUUGGUAUGCCAUUUGCAAUUUGCUGCUUGAUCUAUUCUUUCCUUUAUUACUCAUACCCGAGAGAUAGAGAACGCGCGAAGAUGCAAGUUUUAAUAGAAUCAGAGAUGCAGUUAAUGGAGGAUCAUGCUUUUCCUACAAGAGAAGUAGAUUCUCCCCUUAGAUUUACAGAAUCAGAUUAUCCAAGUUUUAAAGAUAGAAGUUUUAUAGGUAUUGAAUAUGAAGAUAGAGGUGAUGAAGUUCUUAAAUUCAACGAAUAUGAUGAGAAGACCAUGGUUACUCCUCGAGUACCUCUUAUUGAUUCUAGAAAACCAAUGUGA